GAAAUCGAUCCACCGUUAUUAAGUGUCAUCUGAAAACUCAGUAGCUCACGGAGGAUUUAGACUUGCUUGUGCGUCGUAUUGUUUGACUUGGUUUUUAUCACUAAGGCUAUCGCACUUUUGGUUUUGAGAAACAUCAUUUUGCUGGACCGCUUUUUCUACCUGUCAGAAUUGUUUAGUAUACCACGAAGUCCUCCAAAUGUACUCCUAUUAAUUCAAAAACAAGAAAAAUUUUAAAGGUGAUGUACAGCACUGAGAAACCGAUCCAAAUCGCUCAUUUGGUUUAAGGUAUUGCACUGCAGACGGAGGGGAAGAGAAACGUUCUUGUGACCGCAGUGAUUUCAGUCGUGACCGGGAUCUGUCAGAAAUAAUUUCGGCGCCAAUAUACCGUACGACGUUGUCUUUGACUACCGGGCCUUCUGCUGGCAGGAUUCUGCGAAGGAGAGAUUGCAGUAUCAAGAAAGAAUUGUGGAAGUCUCUUUAUAUCCAGUGCAGACGCACGUCGGCACACAUUCUGAAAUCCUCCACACGCUAUGAACAGAGGUGGUGGCCGUGCAAGAGCAUCGUGCCCCUCUUCUAACAAUAGGAAUCGUAGCCAUUUUCACGGCAAUCAUAGUCGAGGAUACUUGAAUCGUCAAAGCAACCUUUCUACAACUCGAUUUGUUCCAUUUAGUUCUACUCCAGAUAUUUUGCCUAACACUGAUUUUCACAGACAGCAGGUCCAGUUUUUAACAGGGCAGAACAGUGAGGCUCCACAGUACAGGAGGCAGCCAUUGCCGCCAGAUGCAUCAAUACCUUUCCUUCAGCAAGAGCAACCUGUUCAGUUGCCAACAGAGAGACACCCUACCUUCAUUCAAGACAGCACUAAUUGUAGCUCAUGGUUCUAUCAACAGGCCUAUCAUUCUAGAAACCACUUUUCAAAUAAUUACCACAGUAAGACUCAUAGAAACAGACCCUUCAACAAGAGGAGGCAGCAGUUAUCAGUUAAUUCCCUAACUAAUCAUUUUCAUCAACUGACUAUUAAAGAGGGAGACAACAAUCAAGAUAUUUUGGGUAUAUUGGAAACUCUAGCACCAGGUGAAAACAUUUCGGCCUUCACAAUUGCCAGGCAAUUAAAAAUUGAAAAGAAAGUUGUCAAUAGAUUCCUCUACUCUCUUAGGAGUCAAGGUCGUGUCCAGAGUGAAGGAGAUAAACCUCCACUUUGGAGUUUAGCCCCUUUAAAAGUAGAAGGUAGGGUAGAGCCUGCAGCUGUACAGUCAAGUGAAAACAUAACAUUGGAUACUCAUUGCUGUGCUGUUAGCACUCAAAUUGAAGUAUCUUCAGUGGUCUCCUCACAGAGUUUUGAAGAGGACAAAAGUAACGAAGAAGAAGAAGAAGAAGAGGAGGAAACUUGGGAGGAAGAGUCUGAAAACAGCAGCAGUAGUAGUGAAGAGACACAGACAGAAAUUCUCAACAUGUAUGACAUUAAAGAAAAAAUAUGUGAGUACCUGUUUAAUGCAGGUAAAUCUACUGCUCUCAGCAUAUCAAAGAACCUAGGGUUUAAAACAGCAAAGCAAGUAAACUCCACUCUCAUUGAGCUGGAAAAUCAGGGUGACUUAAAUAGGGAUCAGGCCAAGAGCAAUACAUGGGAUCUUACUAACAAGAAGAGGGAACGUAUGAACCGGCAUAAAAAAGCUGCUGAUGUGCAUGGGCAACAAAUUUCUGCAGUGGCCACAGGACAAGUUCAUUUUGAGUCCUCUGACGUACUUGAUUGCCAGUCCGCUAUUGACAGUUCAACAGAUGUGGGAAAUGGGCAGCUUGUAGCGGAAUCUUCUGGAAUACCAGCUCUGGAGUUUAACACGAGUGCAAGCUCAACCUUGGCAACACCUCAAACAGCUGUUUGCAACAGCAUGGAGGAUGGUCAGUGGGCUUCUGAUGAUAUUCCGCCAUACCUGAAUGCUAUUACUGCAGAUCCAGGAUUCCCACGUAGCAUGGUACAAGGAGGUGGGCCUCUGCAGAAACUUCUAGAGGUGCGCUGUAAAAACCCAGUUAGUGGACUUAUUGAAUAUGCACAAUAUAUGGGUCAAAAUUGUGAUUUUGUGCUGCUGAACCAGACUGGGCCUUCCCAUGAUCCCAGAUUUCAGAUGCAGGUACUGCUGGGUAAUCGGAGAUUUCCGGUAGCAGAAGCAAACAGCAAGAAGACUGCAAAGAAGGAUGCAGCAGCAAGUGCUAUGAAACUGCUUCUUAAGGAGGCAGAGGUCAGCAGUGAGUCAUGUGAUUUCUCAGAUUCAGACAGUAUGGAGCAUGUCACAGGAGCCGAUAUAUCACCUGCUGAAGACCCAGUCCAAUCCCCUACUUCAAAGUAUGUACCUGUUGGGAAAAAUCCAAUUAGUAUGCUAAUGGAGUAUGGGCAGAAGAGUGGCCACUCCUGUGAAUUCUUGGCUGUGUCUCAACAUGGUCCCUCUCAUGAUCCCAGAUUUACUUUCCAGGUGAAAAUGGGUGGUAAGCUAUUUUCUCCAGUUGUGGCAAAUAGUAAAAAACUUGCUAAACAGUUAGCAGCUGAAGCAGCAGUACGUGAAUUAAAGUUGGAAAGUGCCCUUAAUUUCUCCACCAUCAAACCACAACCAACUUCUGAGCCUCAGGAUUCAAGUUCUCGUGUGGAACAGUGUGUUUCUUUACCACCCCUGACUGUACAAGAACUGGAAGCUGCCCAUGCUGCUGGAGUUGGUGACCUUAUCAACUAUCUUAAUAAGAAUGCUAUCAGUGGUUUAUUGGAGUAUGCCCGCUCUAAAGGUUUUGCGGCAGAGAUCAAACUUGUAGAACAAUCUGGCCCCGCACAUGACCCCAAAUUCACAUAUCAGGCAAAAGUAGGAGGCCGUUGGUUUCCCCCAGUCAGUGCAAACAACAAGAAGCAAGGGAAACAGGAAGCAGCAGAUGCAGCACUAAGAGUACUCAUUGGGGAAGCAGAAAAGGCAGCUCGCACAGGAGAAUUUAUACCUGAGCUUCCUGUCAGUGGCAGCACAUUACAUGACCAAAUUGCCAUGCUCAGCCAUCAGCCACAAGGCACUGCAAAAACUCUUCCUGUCAGUGGCAGCACAUUACAUGACCAAAUUGCCAUGCUCAGCCAUCAGCGUUUUAAUUCUCUUACAGCACGUAUCCAGCAUAGCUUGCUGGGCAGAAUGAUUCUGGCAGCUAUUGUGAUGAAGAAGGGAGUAGAGACCCUGGGUUCUGUUGUUAGCAUUGGGACUGGAAACCGUUGUGUUAAAGGGGAAGAGCUCAGCCUUAAGGGUGACACAGUAAAUGACUGCCAUGCUGAGAUAAUCUCACGAAGGGGUUUCAUUAGAUUCCUGUUUGGCGAGUUAAUGAAAUAUGACUCGGCAUCUUCUGAAGAGAGCAUCUUUGAAGAAUCAAAGGAAGGCCGACUAAGAAUCAAAGAAGGAAUCACAUUUCACCUUUACAUUAGCACUGCCCCCUGUGGGGAUGGAGCUCUUUUUGAUAAAUCAUGCAGUGAACAGGCAACUACCUAUACAGAUUGUCAACAUCAUCCAUUUUUUGAGAAUAGCAAGCAAGGCAAAUUGCGUACCAAAGUGGAAAAUGGUGAGGGAACAAUUCCAGUGGAGUCGAGUGAUAUAGUGCCCACCUGGGAUGGUAUUCAGCAUGGGGAGCGGCUACGGACAAUGUCGUGCAGUGAUAAGAUCCUGCGAUGGAAUGUUCUUGGAAUGCAAGGGGCACUUUUAAGUCAUUUCAUUGAUCCUGUGUAUCUCAGCUCAGUCACCUUAGGGUACCUGUAUAGCCAUGGCCACCUGACAAGAGCGAUAUGCUGCCGAAUGUCAAGAGAUGGUGAUGAUUUCCAGAAGGGGUUGCCACAACCAUUCUUACUUAAUCACCCACAGGUUGGUCGUGUCAGUGUGUACGACUCUACCAGACAGACAGGCAGAACAAAGGAGUCAAGUGUGAAUUGGUGUUUGGCAGAUGACCAGGCUGUGGAAGUACUUGAUGGGACCAAGGGAAAAGUAGAUGGACCAAAGCUGGAAGUUUCAAGAGUUUCCAAAAGCAGUUUAUUCAAGCUUUUCCAGGAAAUGUGUAAAAAGAUGAAACGGCAGGAUCUGCUUGCUCUGCCCUCAUAUGCAGAUGCCAAGAUGGCAGCAAACACCUUCCAAAAAGCCAAGAGUCAUUUCUUCAGUGCUCUAGAACAGAUGAGUUAUGGAAAUUGGAUUCGCAAGCCACUGGAGGAAAAAAGUUUCUCUAAUGCUGAAUUAUAAAAACUCUGAUUAAACCCACUACCCAGCAACCACCUCAGGUUAGAGGAAUACUGCGAUGACGUCACAGAACAUCCUGCUGAGAGUCAGACUGACAGACUAAAUAUUGUUUUUUUUCUGUGUAUUUCAAUUACAAUUACUGGGGCAUUACUUUUGUGAUACAACUUAUUUUAAAAUGUUUGCUUUUAGUUCACUUGUAUGAAUGGUUUGAGUUACGAAGAUAGAGAGUACAUUCAUAAGGCUUUAGCGUAAGUCCCUGAAUACCUGGCAUUAAAAAGCCUAAAGACACUAAACACAAUUUAAAAUUUAGUGUAUUUACAAGUUGUAAAUGAAAGAAGUUUGAACGUGUUCAGAAUUGUACAAAUAUUUGCUUUUCAGGACAGGUUUAUCUUCUUUCGAUUGAAACAAUCAUUCAGAUUCUCACCUUUAUCAUGUUAACACUUUUCUUGCUGGAAUAACUGUCUUCUGCAGUAGAAUGACUGUUUUAUUUUUUUCUUUCCUAAUGUCACUUGAAAAAAACAAUAAGUGAUGUCUGUUUUGUGCAGAUGUGUAAAUUCAUAUUUGCUGGGACAUAUUUUUUAAUAACUGAAAAAAUGUGAGCUAACUGAUUAUUGAGUUUUAUGUUCUGGAUUGUCUCAUUUUUUAGCAGAAUCUACCAGUCAAAGUGAAAAAUUGUAAUGCAUCAUCUACAUUUAUGUUUAUAUGAAUAAGUCAAUACUGGUAUGAAUACAUUUUUCAAAGAGGAUGACUUCUGAUAAAGUUUUUUUCUUCUGCUUUUAAACCUUAGAAAUUAGUACCCAGUUACUCACUGCAUAAAUGAGAGAACUCAGACCAAAGAAAUUUCAGCAAAAGAUGGCCUGUGUAAUUUUGGAAGCUGAAUGCUCUGUCCAAGUGAAGUACACUGUGAUUCAUUUUGAGGAGUAGCCCUUAAAUGAGACAUUUCUAUUAAUGUGUUAAGUUAUGCUCUGGGUAAAGAAAGAAGCGGAUCUAAGUGAUGCACAGAAAAUUCUUAAAAGCUACUUUUUUAUUUCUAAAAUUCUUAUCUGUAGCAUCUUAAAUAUAAAAAAAUUUGUAAUACAAAAAAGUUAAUGUGUUUAUUAUUUGUCACCCCAUAUAAUUACUAACUAUAUCCACAGGUUACAGUAGAGUUGCUCUUUCUAAGACCACACACACACACACACGCACACACACACACUACUCCUCAUCUGAACUAACCAAGUUGGCCUCUUCAUGAGUUUAAAUUUUUUUUUUUCAAAUCUCUAGCAUUCAGAGUCUCUGUCGGAACUUAUGAUGAGCUGUUAACUAGUAAAAGAUCUUGGUAAACAUUUUAAGAUCUGUCUACUAACAUUAUAAAUUCAAAAUGCAGCUUUCAUUUUUAAUCAUCAACUAUUGAUUUUUUUUUUUUGUUUUUUAAUAAGUACCUGUGCAUUAACAUUUUCACAGUUUAAUUUCUGUGAAUUUGUCAACAGGUACUUGCUCCAAUUCCGCUUGGUUUAUAUAUCCAUUAUUUGACAUUAAUUCAUUAGUUUAUUUGUCAGUAUAACAUUUGAUUUUUAUGCUCUUAAAAAUUACUUUUUUGUGUUUACAGUUAAAUGUUAUAUAAACAAAAAUGUAACAGUUUUAUAUAUGUGGACAGUUGUUUUCAGUGCUUUCAACUAAGCAAUGAUCAUAUAUAAAUCUUUACUUCCAA
This is a messenger RNA of Erpetoichthys calabaricus (reedfish), 5925 nucleotides long. RefSeq names its product adenosine deaminase RNA specific (gene adar). Gene Ontology annotation, cellular component: nucleolus; cytoplasm. Gene Ontology annotation, biological process: RNA processing; adenosine to inosine editing. The coding region runs from base 531 to 4238 and encodes 1235 amino acids. Gene Ontology annotation, molecular function: tRNA-specific adenosine deaminase activity; double-stranded RNA adenosine deaminase activity; double-stranded RNA binding. The record is from RefSeq and is a predicted model, not a curated record. Lineage: Eukaryota; Metazoa; Chordata; Cladistia; Polypteriformes; Polypteridae. The transcript is spliced from 17 exons.